This is a messenger RNA of Dentiscutata heterogama, 1188 nucleotides long. The record is from the annotation of a GenBank genome assembly. Lineage: Eukaryota; Fungi; Glomeromycota; Glomeromycetes; Diversisporales; Gigasporaceae.
AUGCAUUGGGUGAUGAAUGCCGAGUUUGAUAGAAUAAGUGAUGCUCGACGAAAGUCUAGCUUUGUCGUUGGUACCCACCCACCCGCCACAGUUUCUGGUGCUAAAAUAGCGGCAGAUGUUCUCAUAAACACUGGCACGGUACUCCCACCAAUUGCUCUUGCAGCUAUAAUAUUUAAAGAAAUAAUUAAUUUAACUGAAAGAGCAGGGCAUAAUAAAACAAUUUGUAAUAGAUUAGCUGAUCGCAUACGUAUUGCAAACCAGGCGCUUGAUAAAGUUAGUAUAAAGGAUGAGAAUGACUUGGCUUUAAGAGCUUAUGUUCGUGCGAUAGAAAAAUGUAAAAAUUUCAUUGAUAAAAUUAGCAAGUCUUCGCCAUUUAUGAAAUUAAUUGCUGCUCGCGAGAUCGAAAAUAAUUACAAUGAAAUUACUAAAGAAUUCGAUUCAGCAGUUUCACAAUUAGGAUUAUCGACAUGUCUUCGAACGAAUAGAGAUAUUGAAGACGAUCAAAGAGUAUUCCAUGCUGAUAUUAAAACAUCACUUCAAGUCAUAGAAGAAGUUAUGCAGGACAUAUUUGAAAGCGGAAUGAAUAAUACAGAGAAACUUAAUGCACUCGGAAAUAAAAUAGACGUGAUUCAAUCGGCCAUUACCAACGAUAAAAGUACUGAAGCAGACAGAAUCUUUAAAAAAUCUCAAAUUUCUGGACAACAAAUUACAGAUCAUAUAGAAAACGGAAAGGAAGUGAAACGUGGCGAUGGGCAGAUUGUUAAAAAAAUCAUGAGUGGAGUACAGCCAGUUGCUCAAAAGGAGAUCGCAUAUAUCGCGACUUUAAAAGGUUCAGAUAAUAGUGCAAAUGAGAAUCAAGCUGAAAAAAUUGAAAAAAUUGAAAAGCAGGUCUCAAUUCUUACUGAAUUGAAAAAUUGCUUGAAUAUCAUAACUUUUUAUGGCACAACGCAGGUUAACGGUAAAUUAUAUAUUAUUUCGGAAUGGGCAGAGAUGGGAGAUCUCAACACAUACUUGAAAAAUACUCCAAACCUGGAAUGGGACUUUAAACUAAGGAUAGCAUCCGAGAUCGCUAGUGGUUUAGCAUUUUGUCAUUUCUGUGAUAUUUUGCAUCAUGACAUAAGAAGUCAUAAUAUAUUAUUAACGGAAAAGUUAACGGCAAAAAUAAGCAAUUUUAGUUCAAGUCGUAAA